Durio zibethinus is the source of this 710-nucleotide messenger RNA. RefSeq names its product V-type proton ATPase subunit G-like. Gene Ontology annotation, cellular component: vacuolar proton-transporting V-type ATPase complex; vacuolar proton-transporting V-type ATPase, V1 domain. The record is from RefSeq and is a predicted model, not a curated record. Gene Ontology annotation, biological process: proton transmembrane transport. NCBI's taxonomy places the organism in Eukaryota, Viridiplantae, Streptophyta, Magnoliopsida, Malvales, Malvaceae. Gene Ontology annotation, molecular function: ATP hydrolysis activity; proton-transporting ATPase activity, rotational mechanism.
CUGACAGAGCAACAGCUUUUUCGUCCUUUACAUCAGUCAAAUAAGCGUGAUUCAGUUUUCUACUGAAAUCUUCACUCAAAAAAAUCUCGACCUUCUUUUAAGUUUUGACAUUGCAGGAAAGCAUGGAAGCCAAUAGGGGUCAAGGUGGAAUCCAGCAGUUGCUUGCUGCAGAACAAGAAGCUCAACACAUUGUCAAUGCUGCCAGAAAUGCAAAGAUGGCUAGGCUGAAACAAGCCAAGGAAGAGGCUGAAAAAGAGAUUGCUGAAUAUCGAGCUCAAGUGGAGAAGGAGUUUCAGAGGAAAGUUGCUGAGAGCAGUGGAGAUUCAGGUGCUAAUGUGAAGCGGCUUGAGCAAGAGACAGAAGCAAAGAUUCACCACCUGAAACAUGAGGCUGCAAGAAUAUCAGAUGAUGUUGUCCAAAUGCUUCUCAAGCAUGUAACCACUGUGAAGAAUUAAGCCCCUUGACAUGGCAAAUAUUCAAAGUUUGUUAUGCUGUUGUUUCCCCUAGCGUGGUUUAUCCCAAGGCCAUAGCCUCCUGCAUGAUGUAUUAUUUGCCUUCUUGUGUUCAUUUAGUUUUAGACUUUGCUUGGCAAACUAGACCCUUUUUAUCAGAUAAAGCAGUUUGAGAAUAUGUAGGCCAAAUGAUUUGCCCAGAGUAAGGCCCUGUUUCUUUUGUAAUGGGAGAAAGAGCCAUGAAGUUUUACUUUUCAA